Suillus plorans is the source of this 1430-nucleotide messenger RNA. RefSeq lists its product as uncharacterized. Gene Ontology annotation, cellular component: endoplasmic reticulum membrane; perinuclear endoplasmic reticulum; cortical endoplasmic reticulum. Gene Ontology annotation, biological process: septin ring assembly; endoplasmic reticulum inheritance. Lineage: Eukaryota; Fungi; Basidiomycota; Agaricomycetes; Boletales; Suillaceae. The record is from RefSeq and is a predicted model, not a curated record. The transcript has 7 exons. The coding region runs from base 273 to 1343 and encodes 356 amino acids.
CUACCUCCAGCUUAUCAUUUGAUACAUGUUCUUGUGACUGGUAUUCAUUUCAGUUUCCUGCUUCCUUAUUCCAUGACAUUCUGUACCCUACAGUAUAUAAGUUAGCGUAUAUCUACGGGUCUACUCGAAAGUCAACUUCUCGUGUGAACCGUCGAACGUUUAUCCAAACGCCACACUUUGGCAGCGCUUUCCUUCCCUGUAGUUGCGCUACAGACUAACUUGAGACUCCUUCUACCUCAUUCACUUGCGUGUUCUUUAAAUCCUUCAACAUAAUGAACCCAUGGCUACUUUGGAGCGCCUUGUCGCAUACCGCUAGGUUGUCGACGGCCUUACAGAUCUUGCUUUUCUUGCCAUUGACGCUAGCGACCCUUUCAACGCAAGCUUUUCUCUUGCUUUCACUUCUGCUCUCCAUCCACUCCCUCAUUCAUGGAACUCUCAUAUUACUCUGGGGAUCCAACGCCCUCUCCAUCAUGCAAGUGCCAAUGCAUCCCUUUCUCCUUCUCGUCACUUUCAAUGCCUUCUCGCAAUCUGCACAACCUUGGCUUGCCACUGCAGUCUAUUGGUGGGGAAAACUCCUCACAUUCUGCGGUCCUUCCUACGUGGCCAUGGAGGGUCUUUCUAGUCUACUGUUCGCGCAGAAAGCGGGCCAAAUAGGCAGAGGCAUUGCGGAUGAAGCAGAAAGUUACCAGUUCGUGAUUCUCAUCCUAACAGCAGCUGCUUUCGUUGCAGCUGCGUGGUGGGUCGUCAUCGCAUACCCUGCAGCUGCCGCAUCUCCUUUGUCGUCCACCUUGCUGGGUGUAGCAUUGACAGCAUUCCUGUUCCUCGUUCUUAUCGGUUUCCGCUUACGACGCACCAACGUUGUCGAGGCCGCUCUUCUCGCACUCUUUCUUGCAUAUAACGUGUGGCUCUGCGGGUUUGAUCAAACAUCGUUCUCCGACCCUGCUUCCUCCUAUGCCCCUCUGCUUUCAAAUAUCCUUCCACAUUUACAGACACUUGUAAACUUCAUCACGAAUACCCUCCCCAAGCCUGUACUCGUUGCGUUACUCUAUCGUCUUUCAAUAUUGCAAGUUGCAUCGCGUAUUUUACCUACGAUCGGUGCUGACAACUGGGAGUCGGACCAAGGAGAGAUUGAUGGACGACCGACCUCGAUUAUGACACGCAUCCUUCUAACAUAUAGACAGCUAAUCUUUAUCAUGGUAUACUCGCACCUUCUUCUUCUAGAUCCCUCUUCACAAGUCUGGUGGCGGUGGGCGAACAUCAUGUUUACUCUGUUCCUGUGGGCUGUGGAACUUGUGGUUAGCCCUGAUGGGGACGAUGAUUCGGCAAAGUGGAAGAUCGAUUAGUUCUGUUAUCCGACAUCCGGAGAACCGAAGCCCUAUGCCGUACUUAGACCAUCCUCAGCAUCACGCCAAUCUAGCUGCUAUUCGCCU